AUGAUUAAAAAUGGGGCUAAAUGGUCCUUAAGAUCUAAAACAAAAUCAGCUUCAUCUGUACCGAUAGUAAGUCCAGUAAUUAAACAGAAAACAAAGAAAGGUCAGAGAAAAGGUGCCCGAUCACGCAAUCAUACAUUGGCAAAUUCAAUGCCAGCUGUUCACAUUAGAACACAGCGAAACAGAAUCCCAUUAAACAUAAAUGCCGUCGACGCAAUGGGUAGAACGGCUAUUGAAAUCGCAGUUGACAAUGAAAAUCUUGAGAUUGUCCAACUUCUACUGAUGCAACCUGAUGUUCGGAUAGGAAAUGCUCUCCUGUGCUCGAUACGAGAAGGAGUUUAUGAGCUUGCUGAGGCACUUAUCAAUCAUCCUUCAAUCACUAAGGAAAUGCUAGGAGAAGGAUGGGCUAAAUAUUUGGAUCCAUCUGAAACUGCUACGUCCGAGUAUUCCAGUGACAUUUCGCCGGUAAUUCUAGCUGCUCAUCUGAACCAGUUUGAGAUACUCCAAAUGCUUUUGCGUAAGGAUGCUAUUAUCGAGAAACCACACAAACAUUAUUGUUCUUGUGAGGCUUGCGAGGAGGAAAGGAUCAGUGAUGGAUUGCAUAGAUCAUUGAAACGAAUUAAUACGUUUCGUGCUUUGGCCAGCCCAGCUUGGAUUUCUCUGACCAGCUCCGAUCCUAUCCUUUCAGCCUUCAAACUUAGCAGAGAAUUACAAAAGCGUGCCAAAGUCGAAGAUGAAUUCAAGUAUGCUGUUGAUUUAUUAAAUCAAUGCCGUAGUACAGAGGAAGUUAUGGCUGUUCUAAAUAAGGAGGACAAUUUCUGUAAUGAAGAGGUUCAUAUGGAUAAAAUUCUCAUAGGCGAUUUAAAAUUUGUACAGAUUGAUUUGAGUUCUGCAAAAUGUUCUCUAGCUCGUUUGAAGCUUGCAAUUAAAUACGAACAGAAAACGUUUGUGGCACACCCCCACUGUCAGCAAUUACUCACGUCAAUAUGGUAUGAGGGAUUUCCUUUAAAGCAGCAUAGGUCGUCAUUUUUUGGAACCCUUGUUAUCUGUCUACUUCUUGUAAUAAGUUGGCCCAUACUUGCAAUUUGUUAUAUUUUGUUACCUAAAUCACGUAUUGCCGAAAUUCAUUUCGUUUGGUUGCUUUCUUACAUUGCUGACAUUGGUUACCUUCGAGGCAUAUCGAACACAAACUGGAGAAAUAAAAGGGGGCGGGUUGACGCGGCAGAUCGUGGUCCCCCACCUACCGCUAUAGAAUGGUUAGUAUUUAUUUGGAUUGUUGGCAUGCUUUGGUCUGAAAUGAAGCAGCUUUGGCAAGAGCGUUUAAAUAAAUAUGUGCACCAGUGGUGGAAUUGGUUGGAUUUUGCAAUGCUAUGCCUAUAUCUUUGUACAAUCUCAAUAAGAAUCUCCGCAUAUUUAAUUUAUGUUUUGUGGAAUUUUAACGAAGAAACAACACCAAGACAUCUGAUUCGCACACAUUGGGAUGCUUAUGAGCCUAUGCUAGUAAGUGAAGCACUCUUCGCUGUUGGAAAUGUAUUUAGUUUUGCCCGAGUUUAUUAUCUAUUUCAAACUAAUCCUUAUCUUGGACCAUUACAAAUCUCAUUGGGCUGCAUGCUUGUCGACGUCGCCAAAUUUUGCAUAAUUUUUAUACUUAUUAUCUCAUCAUUUUCAAUCGGCUUAGCUCAAUUAUACUGGUAUUAUGAUGCAAAUACUCCUGUUUGCAUUAAAGCAGGUCAAUGUAAAACAAUGCCUAAUGCAUUUUCCUCAAUUGCAAAUUCAUAUAUGACACUACUCUGGUCGUUAUUCUCAAUAACAAAAGUUGAGGAUACUGACGUUCUUGAAGCACACCAUUUUACUGUAUGGGUUGGUCAAGGGCUAUUCAUUCUUUAUCAUAUGGCCUCAAUAAUUGUGUUGCUGAAUAUGCUAAUCGCUAUGAUGUCUCAUUCAUUUGAAAGGAUAAAUGUACGUUCAACAUUAUCUCCUCCAUUCAACAUAAUCAUAACACCAAAAGCCUGUGCUAAAGCUGCGCGAGCAAUUGUAAAUACGAUACGAUGGUGUUUUGGGCGAUAUCAUUACGACAUUAAGGAUGACAAUAGAGCUACAAUUCGACGCCCGGGAUACAGUAGAAAAUCGCAUUGUAGCAUUCCGAUGGAAACGAAUGCCUUGAAGAAACCAGUUACUUAUAUAGAAAUUAUACAAAGACUUGUUUCUAGAUUCAUUCAUGAACAGAAGAAAACAAUGAAAAUGGAUGGGGUUAAUGAGGAUGAACUAAAGGAGAUAAAGCAGGACAUAUCCAGUUUACGCUUUGAACUUCGCGAUGAUAGGCGAAAAGAAAUAGUUCGUUCAUCUUCGCAUAUUGAUGCUGUAAAGCGUGAAAUCAUGAGAAGUAUGAGUACUUCAACACGAGCACGUGUUACAAUGCCAAGAAGACAUUUUUCCUCGUUUAAAGAACGAGGAGUUGCAGAACUAGAAUCAGAGGAUUCUGAUGAUAUAGAGAUAAGAAAUCACAUUGAUUCAUUGUCCACGUUUGGAACUGGAGCUACUCUUUCACCUACAUUUUCUACUGCAGCCGCGCAACUCCUACCACCAGCCAUAACUGUUGGUGCCUCUGGAGAUGUGUCAGAUGGAAGAAGUAAUGAACAUUACUAUAUGAGUGAUAAGUUUAAUUAUGCGGAAAGACAACGUCCAAAACAGAAAACCAGUGAUGCUUUUGAAUUUUUUGUCGGCGAAACAGGAAGUCUUCGAUAUAGGAGUCGUACAGAAGCCUGUCAACGGGAUUCUAUUCGUUCGGAUUCAGCUAUGAACAAAAGGAAAUUGACGUCUACAAAGAAAUCAGUCAAAGAUAACACCUCUUCGAUUAUCUCAAUAGAAGUAAUACAUCGUUUGCGAGAGAGCAUCAAUGAGCAACUAAAUCAUCUUGUCGACCAAAUUGAGCAUCAACAUGCUUUCCCCAUGCAUGGCGAUAGAAUUAGUUUGGAGGAAUAUUGCGAAAACGAGAUUGAGCAGGAUGAUAAUGGGAAAAAUAGGGAACCAGAUCAAGAAGUAAAAUUAAGAGAAAUACCUAGUGGGAAACAAAAAUCAUCGACCAAAAGUUCGCCAUCACGCGUUUCAUUUGCAGGUUCACUAAAUAUUUCGAAAAAGAACGAAGACUCUUGA
Messenger RNA from Meloidogyne enterolobii, 3150 nucleotides. The record is from the annotation of a GenBank genome assembly. Lineage: Eukaryota; Metazoa; Nematoda; Chromadorea; Rhabditida; Meloidogynidae.